Messenger RNA from Rubroshorea leprosula, 1083 nucleotides. Lineage: Eukaryota; Viridiplantae; Streptophyta; Magnoliopsida; Malvales; Dipterocarpaceae. The record is from the annotation of a GenBank genome assembly.
CAGGGUAACAUUGUUCCAGUCCUUAUUCCUCAAGGGGAUUCAGCUCACUUCUCCAGCAAUGGCAACAGCCAUGCCAAACCUUGCUCCUGCACUCAUCUUUGUAAUUGCUUGGGCUUGCAGGUUAGAGAAGGUUAAACUGAGUUGUCUAUACAGCAGAGUAAAGAUUGUUGGGACAUUGUUGUGUGUGGUAGGUGCCCUUUCUAUGAGCCUAUUGCACAGCACUACCUCCUCACCCAAGGAGUCCAAAAUGACAGUUCCCUCACCUGCUAUGAUCUUCGACUGGGACAAGAUCGUCGGUUGUUUGUACCUCAUGGCUGCCGUCUUGGUUUUAUCUAGCAAUGUAGUCUUACAGGCCACAACUCUGAGUGAUUUUCCUGCUCCAAUAUCCUUAUGUGCCAUAACAUCCUUGAUUGGGGUCUUCAUAACUGCAAUGCUGCAAUUGUUGGAAGAUCAUAAGUUUGAAUUUGAUUCGCCUCUUGUCAGCACAAGAGACCUAAUAGCCUAUUCUGUACUGGGAGGUUCUGUGGGUGGAGUUUGUGUGAGCUUCAAUGGAUGGGCAAUGAAGAAAAGGGGACCGGUUCUCGUCUCCAUGUUUAGCCCCAUUGGAACAGUUGUCUCUGUCAUUCUCUCUGUCAUUACCUUAGGUGACACCAUCAACAUGGGAAGCCUUGCUGGUAUGGUUCUUAUGUUCACUGGUCUCUACUUUGUGCUGUGGGCAAAAGGGAAAGAAGGUCUCUCAUAUGCAGAUAGCUUGGAAAGUGAGUUAGAUGAAGAGAAGCCUCUCUUAAGUUAAUACUAGAAAAGUUAUAGAUUAGUUAAGUGUCUAAUUAGGGGUCUAGAAAAAUCAAAGUUGUUUAAGCUUUAAUGCAUAUGAACCUGUCUGCUAUAAACAUGAUUAAUGCAAGUUCAAGUUUGAUGAAAAUGUUGUGAAUUGCAGUUUCUUGAAAUGUUGAUUAGGAAUGUAAUGUAAACAGUAUUUGCAAUCAGUAAUCUGAACUGUUUUUGCAGAACCAUGAUAUUGCUGCAGUCUGCUGCUGUUCUCAUUCUAUGUAGAGAUGAUAAAGAUAAAAGAUAGCUUGAAGU